Melopsittacus undulatus (budgerigar) is the source of this 1203-nucleotide messenger RNA. RefSeq names its product syntaxin 19 (gene STX19). The transcript has a single exon. The coding region runs from base 71 to 949 and encodes 292 amino acids. Gene Ontology annotation, molecular function: SNAP receptor activity; SNARE binding. Lineage: Eukaryota; Metazoa; Chordata; Aves; Psittaciformes; Psittaculidae. The record is from RefSeq and is a predicted model, not a curated record. Gene Ontology annotation, cellular component: synaptic vesicle; plasma membrane; endomembrane system. Gene Ontology annotation, biological process: intracellular protein transport; synaptic vesicle fusion to presynaptic active zone membrane; exocytosis.
AACAGACAAGAAGAUAGCGGAGUGAACUCCCUGCAUUGCAAGAGUAAAAGAGCCUCUGAACACAAAAACCAUGAGAGACCGCCUCCAAGAGCUCAAACUGAGGGCUAAGGAACUACAGAUAGCUGGAGAAAACAAUGGUACAACUGUGCAAGAAGAAGAGCAGGAGGAGUUUGAACAGCAGGCCAUUAUUUAUGAACAAGAGCCCAUAACUGAAAGGCACUUGCACGAAAUCCAGAAGCUUCAGAACGACAUCAAUAAUUUGGUGGAUGAAGUCCAUAAAUUCAGUCAACAGCAAAAAAGCUUGGUAUCUUCAAUGAGAAGAUUCAGUGUUCUUAAAAAGGAAUCCAACAUAGCAAGAGAAAUAAAAAUUCAAGCAGAGCACAUACGAAAGAGUUUGGAUGAACUGUCAAAAACAGUGAAGAAAGCUGAAAAUGAACAUGGGCCAUCACGUGCCACAGUAAGAAUUCUAGCUUCCCAGCAUUCCUUCUUAUCCCAGCGUUACCUAAAUGCUAUGCUCGCAUACAAUGAUGCUAUAACUGCUAAGCAAGAGAAAUGCAGACGAUUUAUUCUCCGCCAGCUUGAAGUAGCUGGUAAAGAACUGCCUGAGGAAGAAGUCAAUGACAUGCUCCAACAAGGCAAAUGGGAAAUUUUCAAUGAAAACCUACUCACUGAAGUCAAAAUUACCAAAGCUCAGCUUUCAGAGAUUGAGCAGAGACACAAAGAACUAGUCAAUCUGGAGAACCAGGUCAAAGACUUAAAGGAGCUUUUCAUCCAGAUAUCAGUGCUGGUGGAGGAGCAAGGGGCCAUGAUCAACAACAUUGAAAUCAGUAUGAACAAUACUCAAGAAUACACUCAAGUAUCUAAAGAAAAAUUUGGGCUUGCAGUCAAGUAUCGCAAAAGAAACCCUUGCAAAGUGUUAUGCUGCUGGUGUUGUCCAUGCUGCAAAUGAUGAAAGAAAUAAACUGGUUGAAAUACAAACGGCUCCUAUUUAGUAAAGUGAUCUUGUAAAGCAGCCUCAGGAUCCCUCAAUUGCUCUUCCCAUUUCCCUUUCUGUAGAGUUCUCAGGAAAAACUGCAUCUGUUUUUCCAAAUAGACUUAAAAGAAUGGGAUGAAAGCUACUUUGUUUUUCACAGAAACAUAUGAGCUAGGGUGAAAGAUUAGAGGACACAAGUGCCACUUUUUUGCUCUUCCACCCAAACUAGA